AUGGAUUUUUGUUGUAGCAGCACUUCAGUUGUAGAUCCCUUUAGAGGUGGUGAAUUAAUGGAAGCACUUGAACCUUUUAUGAAAAGUGCUUCCUCCACUCCUCUUUCUCCUCCUUCCAAUCUCGCUUCUUCUUCUUCCUCCUCCUCCUCUUCUUCUUCUUCUCCUCCUUCUACCUCCAGUUCUUAUCCCUACAAUUCUUGCUAUUACCCAACAGAGGCUAAUUUCCAGCCCAAUAUGAACUUGGAUGGUGGGAGCUUUGUGUAUCAACAGCCUCGUUCAAUUGGGCUCAACCACCUUACCCAAGCCCAGAUCCAAGAAAUCCAAGCACGGAUAAAUCUCCAAAACCACGGACAAAUGGCCUCCGGCCCAUUUCACAGACAGGCCCAUAACAUGAACUUAUUGGGCCCAAAGCCUGUUCCGAUGAAACAAGUGGGCUCUUCUUCUAAGCCCACUAAGCUAUACAGGGGAGUGAGGCAGCGCCACUGGGGGAAGUGGGUGGCUGAGAUCCGUUUGCCAAAGAACCGAACUCGGCUUUGGCUUGGCACAUUUGACACGGCGGAGGAGGCGGCGUUGGCCUACGACAAGGCAGCGUAUAAGCUUCGUGGAGACUUUGCUAGGCUGAACUUCCCUCAUCUACGCCACAACGGAUCCCACAUCGGCGGCGAGUUUGGGGAGUACAAGCCACUCCAUGCCAGCGUCGACGCCAAAUUGCAGGUUAUUUGCCAAAACCUAGCUGAGGGCAAGAGCAUAGACUCCAAGAAGUCCAAAGGAAGGUCCAAAAAAUGGGCACCAGCCGUGGAGGCCCCUGCAGAAGAAAGUUCCACCAAGAAUGUUGUUGAACCCGCAUCUGAGAGUGAAGGGUCGGGUGGGUCAUCACCUGUCUCGGAUCUAACAUUCCUGGAUUUCACAGAAGAGGAUUCGCCAUGGGACAUGAAUUCAUUGGAGAAAUAUCCAUCAUAUGAAAUUGAUUGGUCGGCUUUAUAA
Fraxinus pennsylvanica is the source of this 984-nucleotide messenger RNA. NCBI's taxonomy places the organism in Eukaryota, Viridiplantae, Streptophyta, Magnoliopsida, Lamiales, Oleaceae. The record is from the annotation of a GenBank genome assembly.